GGUCAGAGGCAGGGACGUACAUGUGCACAGCUACUAAUGAGAUGGGGAGUGACACAACCACGGUACAAGUCACUGUCAACUAUAAACCAGAGAUGGUGUCUUCGACUACCAACACGUCGUCUUGGGGUGGAAAAGUCUUGAGCCUGCAGUGCAAGGCCAGAGGUGUACCAUCACCUCAGAUCACGUGGUACAAGCCUGGCGGUCAGCUAAUCACAGCUGGAGUAAGCCCCAUUUCUGGAAGCAGCCAGCUCCAAGUAACAACAACUCGAGACGCAGGGGACUAUGGACAGUACAAGUGUCGGGCGUCUAACUUGUUGGGGUCGGUGGAACGCCUAAUCUACGUCACUCAAUUGUUUGCUCCAGGCCCUCCCAUCAUCACGGUGUCAAAUAUCGAGGCGUCAUCCAUCAAAGUCAACUGGGCCCCUCCUUCAUCUGAUGGCGGCAGCCCUGUCAUCGACUACAAGGUGCAAGUGGAUCCUGCAAAACCGCCCCGUGAGGGGGUGCCUGGGGGCCAAGUUGUCAUCUCAGAUCUUACAAAGAAUACAGAGUAUACUGUAAAAGUGACCGCGCGUAACGUUGUUGGUUAUGGCGAGGCUGGGACGGAAAUUAUCCGAACUAAAAAGCAAGGACCCCCCUCGCUACCGUUUCUCAAACCUGUUGACAAUACUACGACAAACGAGGAAAUCACCCUGGAAUGGAGCAAACCCGACGAGAACGGUGGUGCCAUCCAGGCCUACAUCGUGUACUUCAUGUUGACUUUCCCUGAUGGCCAGGAGACAGACUGGACUGAAACCGCUAACAUCACAGACCUCUCUGUGCUGAGCUACAUAUUCAAGGGCAUGAAGCCAGGAAGGACUUACAGCUUCCUGGUCACCGCGUACAACCAGUACGGAGAGAGCGCCAAGGAUUAUACCAAAGCAAGCGUGGUGCAGGUCAACGAGAUGAGCACAAAUAGUACGUGAUUAAUGCUGAUUAUG
This is a messenger RNA of Nematostella vectensis (starlet sea anemone), 977 nucleotides long. Its product is annotated as nephrin. Gene Ontology annotation, biological process: cell-cell adhesion. The record is from RefSeq and is a predicted model, not a curated record. The transcript is spliced from 4 exons. NCBI's taxonomy places the organism in Eukaryota, Metazoa, Cnidaria, Anthozoa, Actiniaria, Edwardsiidae. Gene Ontology annotation, molecular function: protein binding. The coding region runs from base 21 to 962 and encodes 313 amino acids.